Molecule: messenger RNA, 2262 nt
Organism: Penicillium olsonii
Lineage: Eukaryota; Fungi; Ascomycota; Eurotiomycetes; Eurotiales; Aspergillaceae
Source: the annotation of a GenBank genome assembly
AUGACUAUCCUCUUCAUUCACACCAAAUCCAUCCAUAAUGGUGUCAUAACCGCUGAUAUCUUCAAGCAGGACCGAUAUCCGCGAGCCGCUGAUGGCCUCUCGCCCGUACCAAAGGUGGAACAGCCUCCAGUUCCUGCACACAUCGCGUUCGAGCUCCCACCUCCUCGACCACCAGGCGCUGCCCAGACGGAGCGCUCUCUGCACAAUUUGACGACAGACAUGAAGAGUUUGAUGAAGAAAAUUCAAGAUUUAAGCCACCUUGGCAUUGAAGACCAGCAGAUUACACUCCCCAAGAUAUGCGUGGUUGGUGACCAGAGCACCGGCAAGAGUUCUUUGAUUGAAGCCAUCUCUGAGAUCCAGGUCCCCCGGGCCGAGGGCACUUGUACUCGGUGUCCGCUGGAGAUAAAUCUAACCCAAAGCGAAGAACCAUGGAAGUGUGUCAUCUUUCUAUGUUACCGCUACCAAUAUGCGCCAAAGGGUACCAACAAAUUCCAGAAGAGGAACCCACUUGGGCCAUGGGACAAGAUGCAAGAUCAAGAAAGCGACCACUUUGCCGAACUGACUGACAAGAACGAGGUCACCAAAGCCAUCUUGUGCGCACAGCUUGCCAUCUUGAACCCCCGCAUGAACCCAAAGGCAUUCACACCUGAUCAAGACCCACAGCUGUCGCACGGCGCUGAAGUCAAGUUCUCCCCGAACGCCGUUCGUCUGGACAUCUCGGGACCUGGGUAUCCGAAUCUUUCGUUCUACGACUUGCCCGGAGUGAUCAGUCAAGCCGAGCAAGAUAACGAGAGUUACUUGGUGAAUCUGGUUGAGAAUCUUGUGAAAACCUACGUCAAGCAGGAUUAUUCCAUUGUGCUAUUGACGCUGCCCAUGACAGACGACGCCACUAACUCGAGUGCCGCUCGUCUCGUCCGCGAUAUCCCAGGUGCAAAGGAGCGUACCCUGGGUGUCCUGACCAAGCCGGAUCGUCGUUCAAUGCGGGAGUCUUUUGGCCCGUGGGAGGAGAUAUUGCAAGGAGUGAACUUCAAACUCGGUCAUGGAUACUACGUGGUCCGCAACAAUCCGGAUAUCAACGUUGAUCACGAACAGGCACGCAUGGAAGAACGGCUGUUCUUCGCCGGAGAACCGUGGUCGACUCGGUUGACUGCCCUUGAAGAACGCUUUGGGGUCAAGAAUGUGGUUACGGCGCUUUCAGACCUCUUGAAACGCCAGAUUAUUGGCUCUCUGCCUUCCAUUGUCGCCAAGAUUGAUAAAAAGUUGAAAUCUAUCGACGAAGAGCUAGAGCGAUUGCCUAACCCACCCACUGAAGAUGUUCAGAGAAUUCUUUGGGGCAAGAUCACCGACUUGGAGCGGAGGAUCCAUGAGCUCUUCGAUGGUACAUCGCCUCUGAAAGCGCAGCAGACGAAGUCAGAGAGCAAACCGUUGCAGGAACAGUGGAAGAUGAUUGUGUUGGAUCUCCAAGUUGCUCUGCAGCAAACGCGUCCUGUGCUGCAGGUCAGCGCGCAGAAGGACAAGGAGGAUCUCGCUGAACAUCUUCAUGAGGAGUAUGAAGUGCUCAUCAUCGAGUCUAAAUCCUCGCCCGCCAAAAAGCGCAGGGCGACAGCAGAGGCUACGCAAGAGGAGAUGCGGACCAAGUCGCCAUCUCCAAAGAACAGCAGCCCAUAUGCGACGCCUUAUUUUGAAGGCUACAAACCUGCGCACUUUUCUCUACAUCACCUAUCCGAGCUUAAGAACCGCUCGCACAUGUUUGGCGUUCCCAACCAGCUCGAUCCCCGAGCUAUUGAAACCUUGAACCAGAAAACCGUUAAACACUGGGAUUCCCUUCUUGAAACAUUCCUCAAGGCCGCCCACGGUCUUGUACAUGGAAUGUUACUCGAAGCGCUGGAGAGCGAGUUUGUUCAAUAUCACCAAACAGGGUUGUAUCAAGAGCUGAGCAAGAUCUUGAAGAAAUACAUGCUGCAGGUUCGCACAUCUCACCUCAAGACAUCAAAGGAUUGGUGCAAAUCCGAACUAGAGGUCCCCUUUACUAUGUCCCAAGAACUCCACCAAGUUCUUAUGGCGAAGUCAUUGAAGGAGCUCCAAAGCCGCCGAAACAACUCGCGGGCCAGUACCUACCUUCAGAACCGCGGUGUUGAUUUGAAUGAUGAAAAGAUCGGGAUCAAGAUAAAGAGGGUGAUUGACGAAGACUUGCUUGGGGCAGAUAGAUACUCGGAAGAGAUCAAGAUGAUGGCAGUAUGUGUUGAGAACCAAGGGGACUAA